UACACAAAUGUAAAUAUUGUUAUAAAGAAUUGAUAAUGAUUAUCAUCAUUGAAAAUUAUUAAUUAAUAAAAGAGAGCUUGGACUUUUUGGUUAAACAAUUAUUAGACAUUGGAAAUUGAGUAAUCAACUACUACAACAACCUUUUUAAAGACCAUAUCUAUAAAUGUACUCAAUAGUGUUAUGUAUUAUAUCAUAUAAUUGGUUUUACUUGAAUCAGAUUGUAUAUUCUCUUGGAUUAUAAUCAUCAGUGGACAUGUGAGACUUAUUAACAAUCUAUUUCUGUACUUUGAUUUACAAUGAGAUAUGCUUGUUUGGAUUAUAUAAAUUUCGAAAUUUACAUUCUUAUUUAAUGACGAAAAAACAAAAAAGUUCAAUUAUGUAACAACUUAAAAUUGUACUUUAGUGUUUAUGUAACCAUAGCUGUAUAAAUAAUAAUUGGUUGACCUAUGGAAAGUGAUAAGUCUGGUUUGCUUAAAUCCCCUCCUUCUGUAUUAAGGAGACAAGGUCGAACGAAUAGUAUACGUGGUCAAAUCCGCAGUUUAACAAACAAAAUGACUCCUCAACCAGUUAACAAACUGGAUGAUAUAAAAUAUGAACAAAAGUCAGUAAUUACUGAAGAAAUUCCAACUACUCGUGUGAAUACACGAUUAUUUAAUGCACGUAAGCAAUUCUCCAAGCCAUCUGUUCCAACAAUAUCACUCGAUGAUCAAAAUUCACUAACUACUAGUCCUCAAUCAUCAAGAUCCGCAUUCAGUCAUAAAAAAAUGUAUAAGACCGACUCAAUUGAGUCUAGAACAUCAAUGCCUGUAUCACCAUCCGAAUCACAUUAUUCACCCCAUUUUGAAAAGAAUUUAACACAAGUCACUACAACUAUGCGUGCACUGUCAACGUCUCCACGUGUAGGCUCACCGAAUGCUUUAAUUCCUCCCUAUAAUAAAUCUUUACAGCCUUUGGCUUUUUCAUAUGAUUCCAUAAAUCCAGACUACCAUAUAAAUAAGGAUACAAGUGACAAACAUUCGCGUGAAACCUACACUACUAAUAAUAGAGUUAAACCGAAAGGUCUAUUAAAUACUAAAUCUGAGCUCAUCAAAAGUCCUCAAAUGACGGGAAAAAUUUUUAUUCCGAUGACAUCCUCUGUAAUGACAUCAGCAUCAGCAUUAACAUCAAAUAUAAGUGAUGAUGUUUUAUUAGGAUUAGUGCAUCAAAAAUCAACAGAGUCACAUGAUUCCUCAAUAAGCAUGCCUAGUGUAACUAGUUCCGGUGGUAGUCCAUACACAUCAGGUGGUUCACGACUACUUGAACAAAAUAAAAAGGAAGAUAAGUUAUACAGAAGUACUGAAGUUAAUUUUUACACAGAUGACCAGGGAAUAAAGCCAAGUGAACAACAUAUUGUAAGACGUUCCAGUUAUGAAAUGGCCACUGGUAAAAUAGAACUUCCAGUUAACAAUCAAAAAAAGAAGAAAUUUUGGAAAGAAGCAUUAUGCACAUUGAAGGGAAAAAAAGAGUUGCUAUUCAAAAAACAAAUGAAGAGAUCAGAUGAAUGCAUGGAAUUUGGUGAUCCUGUAUACCAUUUACUGCGAUGUGCUGCAUCUCCUGGUCAUCAACCAUCAACAUGUAAAUGUAUUUGUCAUUUAGAUAAUGGUGAUGAAUGUCAUAAAAUAGUAACUGAAAUGUCUAAACCAAUUAAUGUUAUAUGUGCACCAGCAGCACGUAGAAAAUCACAUUAUCCAACAUUAUCAACUAGUACAUCUAAUUAUUAUCAAUUCACUUCAUCAAAUAUCAAUGAUAACAUAACACAAUCAAAAACAAAAUUGACAGCAUUUAAAAAAGAUAGAACUAAUUCAAAUAUACAUCAUUCUAUGCAUCAAACAUAUGACUAAGGCAUAAAUUACAUUACACAUUCUAAUCAAAUGGUUACUAUAAAACAAAUCAUUACUAAUUAUGAAUAGAAAAAGAAACAAAUAAUAGGUUGACCAAUUCCUAUUAUGAUAAAGUAUAAAAUUUGAUUUCAUUCAAAUCAUUUUCCUUAAUUCAUCCAAACUAGAUUUAAAUGGUUGCCUAAAAGAGAGAGAAAAAAAGAGAAAAAAGGAGAAAAGGAAAAAAAGAAAACAGACAAAUAAUUCAUUCAACUUUCCCAUAAUGAUUUAUUUUUGUUAUCCGUUUUCUUUUAUCAUGAUGUGAAUCAGAUUUUAUUCAAAAUAAUUUACACAAUUCCUUGAUAAUUCAUUAUGUAAUAAAAAAGGGAAGUGUUAAUUCAACCUAAUGAAAGAUCAUUUAUCAACAUGCAUCCAACAUUCAUUUCCUUCUCUUCAUUCAUCUUUGUUUCUUCUUUUCUUUUUCUAAAGUCCUUGAUUAAAAAAAACACCAACACGACUACGUUCAGGAAUAGAAAUGAUAAGAAUCAACCAGUAAUUAAAGCGCCUUAAAUGAUUCAAAUAGAUUUUUAGACUAUUCAUUCAUGUUUUUUUAACACUUUCUAUUUUUAAAGAAAAAACAGUAAAAAAAGAAAAAAAAGGAAACACUGUGAAUAUCAUCAAUACUCAUCAUAUAAAUGUAUACUUUGUUAAUAAUAACAAUAAUAAGAAUAAUAAGAAUACAUUCCUUAGUUUUAGUCAACGAAAACGAUUAUAUAAUCAUUAAAAUGUUAAUUAGCAAACAUAAAUAUACAUGUCAAAUUAGUUUUAUUUAGGUGUAUUAUAACAUACAAUUUACAAAUACAUUUAUGAUUUAUAUGAUCAACAUAUUUACUUUUGUGGUUUUCAUUGUCAAAUGUAAUAAAUUAAUAAUCAAGAUAAAAUUGAAAAUAAAAUAAAAAGAGGUAGGGAGAGCAAAAGUGCGUAAAUAAGUCAAGGGUAAUAAGAGAUAGAUAGAUAGAUAAAUAGAUAGAAAGAACAUGGAACACUUAUUUCUCUUAUUAUUCAAUUGUUUCUUUAUCUAAAUCCCUUUUCUUUAAAACAUUUCUAUUUUAUACAAUAAUAACAUGUACAAGUAUAUAAAUACCUAAAUAAUUAUCUGAAACAGAUCGAAGUCUUUUUUUUCUUCUCUUCACCUACAUUUUUCACAAUAUUCUUUUUUGUAAAAUAUAUUUCUAAUUAAUUUCAGUUGAGUGAAAAAUAAUGGACAUGAUACAAAUUAUUAAUAUUCAGAAGAUUAAAGUUAGUUACAGCCGAUCCAUUAAUCGUCCCCACCCCACCCCUUUAACAUCAUAAAAACAAAUAAUCACUAAAGAAAAAUAUGGAUUUAUUUGAUAUGUUACUGUAUGUUAUUGUUUUUCUUCUUUAUUAUCCAUAAUCUUAAUGAUCUUUAAACUGUGAUUCUUUCUUAAUUCAUUCUUUAUUAAAUGUAUACACUGGUGACAAUAAAAUAAGACAAUCUCAUAAAUCACAAUACAUGCACACAUAUAAAACAAUAAUAUAUAUACAGAAAAGACUUAUAUAAAUGUGAUUGUACCGUGAGUCAAUUAUUAAAAAUUUCAUUUAAAUAAAGGAACAGAUUAGCAAAAUAAAAAUAAUACUGAUCACUUAUCAGUUUCUUCUGAAUUUGAUCGUAUUGGUGUACAUUCAGUUUUCAAUAAAUUCACUGUACAAGAUCUUUCCUAGUUUGUAAAUGAAUCUUUUCCUCUUGUUAACGGUUAUUUCAAAUGUCUAUCAUGUAAAUAUUAAACAUAAGGAUGAAUAAAUCUAUAAACAAUAGGAUUGUAUUAAAAAUACAGAGUAUGUCUCUCCUUUUCCAAAGGUGGAUUUCAAUUAACUGAGGGAAGAAAAACAUUUGCUCGGAAUAAGAUUAUAGUUAAGGGUUUUGAAGUUGUUGUAUAUAAAUAUUGAUGUUUCAUAAUUUCGUGAAUCUCUCACUAAUCACUGAGGAUGACUACUUUGUACAUGAAUACUGUUUCUAAUAGGCUUUGAUCAAGAAAAAUUCAGUUAUGCGAACAGAAACUUAAAAAGAUUAAAUAUAUGAUAGACGACUAUUUAUGGUGAAAAGAGAAAAAGUAAAGACAGUGAAGUGAGAAAUUUUUAUAAAGUAGUAUAUCAGCUUACAGAAGACUGAUAUUCGAGAGGGCCUUAAUAAUGUAAGCUAAAAUUACUAACAGUUUAUAAGCCUCAAUUUAAUAAAACUUAGAUGGACUCUAAAGAG
Molecule: messenger RNA, 4134 nt
Organism: Schistosoma haematobium
Lineage: Eukaryota; Metazoa; Platyhelminthes; Trematoda; Strigeidida; Schistosomatidae
Exons: 6
Coding region: 447-1880 (477 amino acids)
Source: RefSeq, a predicted model, not a curated record